Molecule: messenger RNA, 505 nt
Organism: Salvelinus sp. IW2-2015
Lineage: Eukaryota; Metazoa; Chordata; Actinopteri; Salmoniformes; Salmonidae
Source: RefSeq, a predicted model, not a curated record
ACUGAAGAAGAAAUCCCAGUCAGUGGAUAUUGCCACUCAAGGAUUCUCCCCUACCCUGGUGCCAGCCUCACCGAUCAACAAGACUGAACCACCUGUUACCAAGACAACCACGUUGGGGGUGCAGCAAAACAAUGCAACCAAUUCCCAGAGAAUCUGCAGUCCACGGUGCAGCGAGCUGAAACGCGGCUACACCAUCGAUACCAGCCAGAAGAAGACUCAAGAGAAGAAGGAUGGCAGCAGACGCAUGUCGUUCCAGAGACCCAAAGGAACCAUUGAGUAUGCUGUGGAGACGCGGGACACGCUGAACAACAUAGCGCUCAAGUUUGACACCACACCCAACGAGCUGGUUCAGCUCAACAAGCUGUUCUCCAGAGCCGUCUGUCCUGGCCAGGUUCUGUAUGUUCCUGAUCCUGAGCACAAAUCCAGUGUGGGGAGCUCCCCUUCCCUUAGCCCCAUCAGCCCUCUGUCUCCCACCUCCUCAGAAGCUGACUUAGAGAAGGUGACG